Molecule: messenger RNA, 351 nt
Organism: Physella acuta
Lineage: Eukaryota; Metazoa; Mollusca; Gastropoda; Physidae
Biological process (GO): DNA replication
Cellular component (GO): replication fork
Source: RefSeq, a predicted model, not a curated record
AUGACAUCAAGUCAAGACGACUUAAUUGAAAAGGUUUUCACAAAUAUCUCACAGAAGUUUGAAAACCAUCAGUGGCUUAGUGAACGUGCCAUAUUAGCUGCUACAAACAGCGAUGUCAACGACAUGAAUUUCACCAUUCAAAAGAGAAUACCAGGAGACAACAGUGAACAUGUGUUGUUGCCACGUAUUCCAAUGAUACCAACAGACAUGCCGUUUGAUUUUAAACGCUUACAAUUUCCAGUACGUCUGGCUUUUGCCAUGACUAUAAAUAAAGCGCAAGGCCAAUCCCUGCAAGUAACAUGGACUGCUGCUCUUAUACCUCAGCCAGCCAGAGAUAGCAUUUUUAUGUAA